AGCAUGAAAGCCCUCAUCAGAUGUCAUCACCUUGAUCUGGGGACUUCCUAGCCUCCAGAAUUGUGACGAAAUAAGUUUCUGUUCUUUAUAAAUGUUCCAGUCUAGCAGCACAAACAGACUAAGACAAGGAGUCAAUGGAGGCAAUGGGAAGCAGGAGGCAGGUGUGUGGUGGUCAUAUUCUCCAGAGCAUGAGGAAUCAGAGCUGGCAAUAGGCACAGUGUGAUAAACAGCACUUAGCACUCAGCAGAGGGGAGUGGAAGUGAUGAUGGUUAGUAAGGGGAAAUGGAUGUGACCGAGUGGUAGGGGAGUGUCGGCCCAGUGUGUCCCCAACCCCUCUCCCUGCAGCUCUUUCUGACAUCUUUGGGUUUCUCCUCUUUUUCCCUUCUAUCUCUGUGUAUAUGUCAGUAUCUUUCUUUGUCCUUGCGUAUGUCUUUUGGUUUCUAAUAGAACUGGCACCUGGGAAAAUGGGGAGGUGGCUUGACCUUUGACCUCUAUGUUCUAGAACCUUAUUACCCAGACCAGUGCUCAUAGAGCCCAGAGAUCCAGAAUGUUUCUUAUUCUGAACACCGCAGGGUGAGGUGGAAGCAGAGUUAGUUAGUUUGGAGGGCUUGUGGCUAUCAUAAUGCAGUUCUUAGGCACAGUGAUAGUGAUCUUGUCCAUAUUGAUGGCUCCCAACGUGGACGCCAAGAUUUUUGAACACUGUGAACUAGCAAAGAAGCUGGAGAAGGCAGGCCUCAACAGCUACAAAGGCUACAGCAUCAGAGACUGGUUGUGCAUGGCACACUACAAGAGUGGCUUUGACACCUCCUUCGUGGACCACAAUCCUGACGGCAGCAGUGAAUAUGGCAUUUUUCAGCUGAACUCCGCCUGGUGUGACAAUGGCAUCACACCCACCAAGAACUUUUGCCACAUGGAUUGUCAAGAUCUGCUCAACCACCAUAUUCUGGAUGAUAUCACAUGUGCCAAGCUGAUAGUGUAUUCUAAGAAUAGUAUGAAUGCCUGGGAUUCGUGGAGCCAGCACUGUUCUGGCCAUGAUUUAUCUGAAUAGUUCAAAGGAUGUGAUGUGAAUAUGAAAACUGACUCAAUGAAAAUUAAUUCAUGACUUAAAUUCCCAGAAAUGGAAAUUUUUUCCUUUCUUUUGUGAGCUUAAUAAAGAAUGAUAUCUACAAA
This is a messenger RNA of Heterocephalus glaber (naked mole-rat), 1170 nucleotides long. The record is from RefSeq and is a predicted model, not a curated record. NCBI's taxonomy places the organism in Eukaryota, Metazoa, Chordata, Mammalia, Rodentia, Bathyergidae.